GCCGUGAACACGAAGGUCCAACAACAAGGUGCACCGACAAUCCAUGGUCCAAGUCAUCAAGCACCGUCAAUGCCGCCGACAUGAACUUGGUCCAUGAUUGCGACGGCAACCGCCAGGUCCAUGCAGCAUCACCGCCAGCAGUGACGCGCACCAGGACACGACAACAUGUCGAGUCGCCUCGAGCCCCUUCCGCAGUGGCGAAUUCAGAGAUGCACGUGCUGAUGGAACUGCCGGGCGGGACAAGGUCCUUGCUCGAGGCAGAUCGCCUGGCGACCGGCAUUGGCAUUCUGCGACACACGAAUGGUAGCUUCUAUGAUGGCCAGUGGUCUGCCGGGCAAGCAACCGGCUUCGGUCGCUUCAAACACGCGGAUGGCUCCACCUAUGAGGGUCAAUGGCGUGGAAGUCAACAGGGGGGCACUGGCGACUCUGCUGCCUUUACCCGGCGUUGUUGUCGGCGUCGCAGACUGGAGCACCUAAUUGUGAAGGUCGCUUCUGGGCGCGCUGAUGUACUCGUGCCGCGGAAUGCGAUUCCUGGGCUCACAAGAGUCGUAAUGAAGGACCAGGGCAAAAUUUCUGCAUUCCCGUUGCCCAAGGAGGCUGCUCCAGGUGAUGUCUUGCGCAUAGCGUUCCAGAAGGACCAGGGCUGGCGUUGUGUGGUUGUACGGCCCAGAGAAGCCAGGUGUCUGCGAGCGAUGGUGCCGGGAGAUGCUGUUCCAGGCAUCUCGGAAGUCUUGGUGAAGGCACCUGAAGGAAUGCUUCGAAUGUCGGUACCGGCAGCGGCAGAUCCUGGCGACACUCUGGUAUUCACGAAAGGACUCGCAUCGGGAUCGUCGGGGACAUACAUGUGCCAAGUUCAAAGACGGCAUGGCGAACUCGUGGCACCAUCGGCAAUAGGUCCUGCAGAGGACCUGCGCAGGCAUGUGGAGCUUCAACGGGCUCUGCAGGAAAGCUCGGGAUACUGGAGUCACAAAAUCGAGCGAGCAACUUCGAGCAUGCUGGAGGUACCGGGCGUUGUCGUUACCGAAGCAGUUGCUGAGGGAGAAGUCCUUGCCGUGUGUCCCAGUGCAUUUCACCUUUCCCCUGGUUUAAUCCGUCGCCUCGAUCCAGACCUGGCGGCUCUUGCGGCUGUGGUUGCACGUGAGGCGCCCGCUGACAACCAGGACAUCGAUGUUUUUUUGGUGGCAAUGUUCUUGGCGGGCCUGUUGAAUCGUUGUACACGGGAUUGUGCCCCUGAGUUGGAUGAUGCUCGAGGAGUGAUUCUGCAUCUGUUUGCCAAAGUGCUCCUGUGCGAGACCUUUGAACAUCAUCCAUACAGGCUUGCUGCAAACAAUCCAACAGGCUUUCGAAGCAGCCUCAGUCCCUCUUGCGAGGCAGACUUGAUCGAGCGCUUGUCUUGGGGGGUUAUGGAAAGAUACCGUCUCAUUGGCAUGGAAAAGCGGCCUCAGUAUUCUUCAGAAGAGUUCCUCCGUGCCUGGCUCAUGGUCAUCACGCGUGCCUUUGAAAUCGGAGGCACACGCUCCACACUGGUACCCGGAUUGGACUCCUUCAACCACGAUUCCAGCCGAAAGUGUGCCAAGGUGCGCCUGGACUCAUCGGGCGAUAUGCGUCUGGAAGCUACGCGCUGCAUCAUGCCCGGUGAGGAGGUUUUUCUGGAGUACGGUGAGCUUUCGAAUCCCAUGCUCUAUCGAACCUACGGAUUUACAUUGCCAGCAGAGGUCCCUACUGUCCAGAGCUGCUUGAUCUUACCGAAUCGACUCCAGCGAGUUCUGAACCAGCACCUUCCGUCCAGCCACACUGGUCGAUUGCUUCAGUUGGACUCCAAUCAACUGCUGCCGGAACUCCGAAGCCUGCUGCAGGCGUGUGCCAGCCUUGGGAGUGGAGAGCCUGCUCAGUUUCUCCGCGAGCUGCUGGAAUGCCACCUUGAUGCUUGGCACUUCAGGGGGCAUGUCAUACGACUGUUCUUCUUUUUGCUGAAAAUUGGGGACACAGGAUCCAAGUUCAGCUUGCACUUAAUAAUCGCAACUCAGCCCGCACCCGAAAGACGCGGUAGCCCCUGA
This is a messenger RNA of Symbiodinium necroappetens, 2057 nucleotides long. The record is from the annotation of a GenBank genome assembly. Lineage: Eukaryota; Dinophyceae; Suessiales; Symbiodiniaceae.